This is a messenger RNA of Chilo suppressalis (striped riceborer), 1981 nucleotides long. Lineage: Eukaryota; Metazoa; Arthropoda; Insecta; Lepidoptera; Crambidae. The record is from the annotation of a GenBank genome assembly.
AUGGAUGCAUCCAUCCCUCUAUUCGAAAAACCACAUCCGCGUAUGUCGGUCCUAGAUUGGACUAGAAACAUUCAAAGAUUACAGAACGAAGCGAGACUGAGAAGAUUCGAAUCAUAUGAGUUACGGCAGAGGGGCAAUCAGUUGAGGAAUGAAUCUGGUGUCACUACACGAUGGGACAAUUACGUAAACAACGAACUGCUACGAGACAGAAUCUUCGAAGUGGAAUCAUGGCGCGAGAAGCAGAGGUACACGAGGGAGUGCGUCAGAGACGAGAUCAGGGCGCUCAAGGAGGAGAAAAAUGCCACAGAACUCCACCUGGAAUCAUUGCAAGUGCCGCUCAUGGUGUCCCUGCAGUGUUUAUCCAAUAGGGACCAGAGGGUGCCGCCUGAGCUGACCAGAGACCAACUAGGAGAAGAGCUCAAUAAGGAGCUCCAUAUAAUAGAGAACAGCAAGCGCGUGCUAACAGACGCGUGCCACAUGGGGUGGGAGAAGUUGAAGGAACUCACCAACGUGCUUUGCCGUCUCGAGCGGGAAGUUCAGAAUAAAGAUGAAGCGCUGAUGCUGGAGUACCACGUGAAGGAGCUAACUAGAGACAGCGCUAAUAUAUCCCACAAGCUCGACCCGACCAGAGUACCCACAGAGUCUAUGACGGAAGAAAGUUACGUCCACUGCAUAGAGAACACGAUAAAGAUAGCGGAACAGUUGAUGUGUGAGUCGAAAGGUUUACGCGAGAGCAUGUUCAAAGCGCGGGAACAGGCCCGCAACCAGAUGUACGCGCAGUGUCAAACGGUGGAAAUGAUCAUGCGGCGACGAGUGUACGACAUCCAAAGAGCCAGGAACGAGAUGGAGUGGCAGAAGUAUAAGCUGGAAAUAAACCUACAAAAAGUGGAUCGGGAGAUAGAAUCGUUGCGGGCGGCUGUCGCUGACAAGAUCAACCCCACCAAGUUGGUAGAAACACGAUUGGAGACUCGCAAACUGCGACCCGUGCUGGAAAGAGUACAGGAUAAGCCGAUGCGAGGACUGAUAGAGGAAUACGAGAGAGUUCAUAUGAGUACUGCUCAAUUGGAGAAGAAGUUGGAGGAAGCUUUGACAACUUAUCACGGCAUGUACAACCAUCAUCAGCGCGUUACCAAAGACUUGCAGUACAAGAACCAAGCUCUAGAAACGGACAGAAGAUUGGCAGAGAUCAGAAAACCGAUACAUGCACCAGACGAAACAGAAUUCCAAAGGAAUGUUGGGUAUUGCCAUAUGAACGAAGAACUGGCUCAAUAGAAAAUGAGCUUAAAAGUAGUAAUCAUGAGGUUAAAAAUUAAAAAUGCUUUUUAGUAAAGGAAUUGUACAAAAUCCAAGCUCACGAAAUACAAAAACUGGUAAACGCUUUCAGAAUAAUGUUCGGUAUUGCUCCCAUGAGCAAUAUCCAACAUUAUUCGUUGUUUCGUCCAUACUAAGAACUGGUUUAUUAGAAAAUAACCUUAAAAUAAGUAAACGUAAGAUCAAUAAUGCUUUUUAUGAGAUUUUGUACAAAAACCAAGCUCUCGAGGAACAGAGAUAGAGAAUAGGAAACUGUGAAAGGAAAUUAGAAACUUGAUCCUAAGAUAAACUAACGUAACAAAAGUUUAACUAAACUUUGUCACAAUAUUUUAAUGUAAGAUUUCUGUUUGAGAUAAGUUAAAUGUUCCUACCAAAAUACUGUGUUCACUACUAAUAUAAGGAAGUUCUGAAUUACUAAUCUAAUUACAUUGUGUGCUGCAAAAGAAAAAUGAAAAAACAGAUAAUACGACUGUCAAACAAACUGAUGAAAUAAUUAUAUUAGACUGCGGCUUUUUGGACUGAAAAUGAUGAUCUUGAAAGCAAUCACAUAUUAAUGGUUCAAUAAAACUAAGAUACUUGUCAUAUUUAAAAUACGGAAAUACAUUGCGGUAGUUUAUUUGGAAGACAGAAAGAACCCCGUUUUAUUUUCAAAUAUAUAUAAAAUUUCUUC